AUGGCUAUGUCUUUGCCACCAACCCUGGGACUCAGUUCUGCCCCAGAUGAAAUUCAGCAUCCACAUAUUAAAUUUUCAGAAUGGAAAUUUAAGCUAUUCAGGGUGCGAUCUUUUGAAAAGACCACUGAAGAAGAUCAAAAGGAGAAGGAUUCCUCUGAGGGGAAGCCCUCUCUUGAGCAAUCUCCAGCAGUCCUCGACAAAGCAAGCGGUCAGAAGCCAGAAGUGGCUCCACCAGCAUUCAAGGUGCACCCUAAGUUUUCAAAGAAAUUCCAUGAUAAUGGGAAAGCGAGAGACAAAGCAAUCCACCAAGCCAACCUUCGACAUCUUUGCCGCAUCUGUGGGAAUUCUUUUAAAACUGAUGAACACAACAGGAGGUACCCUGUCCAUGGGCCUGUGGACAGUAAAACCCAAGGCCUUUUACGAAAGAAGGAGAAGAAAGCCACUUCCUGGCCAGACCUCAUUGCCAAGGUUUUCCGGAUUGAUGUGAAGACAGAUAUUGACUCGGUCCACCCCACUGAGUUCUGCCAUAACUGCUGGUGUAUCAUGCACAGGAAGUUUAGCGGUGCUCCGUGUGAGGUCUACUUCCCAAGGAACGCAACCAUGGAGUGGCACCCCCAUGCACCAUCCUGUGACAUCUGCUACACUGCCCGUCGGGGUCUCAAGAGGAGGAACCAUCAGCCAAAUGUGCAGCUUAGCAAAAAACUCAAAACUGUGCUUGACCAAGCGAGACAAGCCCAUCAGCGCAAGAGAAGGGCUCAGGCAAGGAUCACCAGCAAGGAGGUCAUGAAGAAGAUUGCCAACUGCAGUAAGAUACAUCUUAGUACCAAGCUCCUUGCAGUGGACUUCCCGGUGCACUUUGUGAAAUCUAUCUCCUGCCAGAUUUGUGAGCACAUUCUGGCUGAUCCUGUGGAGACCAGCUGUAAGCAUGUGUUUUGUAGGAUCUGCAUUCUGAGGUGCCUCAAAGUCAUGGGCAGCUAUUGCCCUUCUUGUCAAUAUCCAUGCUUCCCUACUGACCUGGAGAGUCCAGUGAAAUCCUUUCUGUGUAUCUUGAACUCCUUGAUAGUGAAAUGUUCAGCACCAGAGUGCAAUGAGGAGGUCAGCUUGGAAAAAUACAAUCACCACGUUUCAACUCACAAAGAAUCAAAAGAUACGUUUGUGCAUAUUAAUAAAGGGGGCCGGCCCCGUCAGCAUCUCCUAUCGCUGACCCGGAGAGCUCAGAAGCACCGGCUGAGGGAGCUGAAGUUACAAGUCAAGGCUUUUGCUGACAAAGAAGAAGGUGGAGAUGUGAAGUCUGUGUGCCUGACCUUGUUCCUUCUGGCCCUGCGGGCAAGGAAUGAGCACAGACAAGCUGAUGAGCUGGAGGCCAUCAUGCAGGGUCGGGGAUCUGGCCUGCAGCCAGCUGUUUGCUUGGCCAUCCGUGUCAACACCUUCCUCAGCUGCAGUCAGUACCACAAGAUGUACAGGACUGUGAAAGCCAUCACAGGGAGGCAGAUUUUUCAGCCCUUGCAUGCCCUUCGGAAUGCUGAGAAAGUCCUUCUGCCAGGCUACCACCCCUUUGAGUGGCAGCCGCCUCUGAAGAAUGUGUCUUCCAGCACUGAUGUUGGCAUUAUCGAUGGACUGUCAGGACUCUCCUCCUCUGUGGACGACUACCCGGUGGACACUAUUGCAAAGAGGUUCCGCUAUGAUUCGGCAUUGGUGUCGGCUUUGAUGGACAUGGAAGAAGACAUCUUGGAAGGCAUGAGGUCCCAAGACCUUGAUGACUACUUGAAUGGCCCAUUCACCGUGGUGGUGAAGGAGUCUUGUGAUGGAAUGGGAGACGUGAGUGAGAAGCAUGGGAGUGGGCCAGCAGUUCCAGAGAAGGCAGUUCGCUUUUCAUUCACAGUCAUGAAAAUCACCAUAGCACACGGCUCACAGAAUGUGAAAGUGUUUGAGGAAGCCAAACCUAACUCUGAACUGUGCUGCAAGCCUUUGUGCCUUAUGCUGGCAGAUGAGUCUGACCAUGAGACCCUGACUGCCAUCCUGAGCCCUCUGAUUGCUGAGAGGGAGGCCAUGAAGAGCAGUGAAUUAAUGCUUGAGAUGGGAGGCAUUCUCAGGACUUUCAAGUUCAUCUUUAGGGGCACUGGAUAUGAUGAAAAACUUGUCCGGGAAGUGGAAGGCCUUGAGGCUUCUGGCUCAGUCUAUAUUUGUACUCUUUGCGAUGCUACCCGCUUGGAAGCCUCUCAAAAUCUUGUCUUCCACUCCAUAACCAGAAGCCAUGCUGAGAAUCUGGAACGCUAUGAGGUCUGGCGUUCCAACCCCUACCACGAGUCUGUGGAAGAACUGCGGGAUCGGGUGAAAGGGGUCUCAGCCAAGCCUUUCAUUGAGACAGUCCCUUCCAUCGAUGCGCUCCACUGUGACAUUGGCAAUGCAGCUGAGUUCUACAAGAUUUUCCAGCUAGAGAUAGGGGAGGUGUAUAAGAAUCCCAGUGCUUCCAAGGAGGAAAGGAAAAGAUGGCAGGCCACACUGGACAAGCAUCUUAGGAAGAAGAUGAACCUGAAACCAAUCAUGAGGAUGAAUGGCAACUUUGCCAGGAAGCUCAUGACCAUGGAGACCGUGGAGGCAGUUUGUGAGUUAAUUCCUUCCAGGGAGAGGCAUGAAGCUCUCAGGGAGCUGAUGGAACUUUACCUGAAGAUGAAACCCGUAUGGCGCUCAUCAUGUCCAGCUAAAGAGUGCCCAGAAUCCCUCUGCCAGUACAGUUUCAAUUCACAGCGUUUCGCUGAGCUUCUCUCUACCAAGUUCAAGUAUAGAUAUGAGGGCAAAAUCACCAAUUAUUUUCACAAAACCCUGGCGCACGUGCCUGAAAUUAUUGAGCGGGAUGGCUCUAUUGGGGCAUGGGCAAGUGAGGGAAAUGAGUCAGGCAACAAACUGUUCCGGCGCUUCCGGAAAAUGAAUGCCAGGCAGUCCAAGUGCUAUGAAAUGGAAGAUGUACUAAAACACCAUUGGCUGUACACCUCCAAAUACCUCCAGAAGUUUAUGAAUGCUCACAAUGCAGUUAAAAACUCUGGGUUUACCAUGAACUCACAAGCGAGCUUAGAAGACCCAUUGGGCAUAGAGGACUCUCUGGAGAGCCAAUAUUCAAUGGAAUUUUAA
Messenger RNA from Lepus europaeus (European hare), 3129 nucleotides. It is a transcript of the gene RAG1, whose product is annotated as recombination activating 1. The record is from RefSeq and is a predicted model, not a curated record. Gene Ontology annotation, molecular function: sequence-specific DNA binding; metal ion binding; double-stranded DNA endonuclease activity. The transcript has a single exon. NCBI's taxonomy places the organism in Eukaryota, Metazoa, Chordata, Mammalia, Lagomorpha, Leporidae. Bases 1 to 3129 code for a protein of 1042 amino acids. Gene Ontology annotation, biological process: adaptive immune response; V(D)J recombination; pre-B cell allelic exclusion. Gene Ontology annotation, cellular component: DNA recombinase complex; nucleus; endodeoxyribonuclease complex.